GCGACGAUCUCUCCUCCGCAGGCCGCAAGACUCUGUGUGACGCCUCCCCUUCUCCUUCCUUCUUAUGGAGACUCUCAACUACUUUGGCGUCGCGUGCCUCCGCCUCCCGCCGCUCCUCUUUCACAGAAGCCCCUCCUCUUCCUCCUCCUUCAAGUCGGCGCCCUUCCUCCGCUCCAAGAACACCGUCGUCUGCCGCUCGAGCAAAUGGGCGGACCGCCUUCUCGGAGACUUCCACUUCCCCACCGCCACAGCCAUCGAGAACCCUUCUGCUCUCUCUCCCGACCCCCCCUCCUCGCCCUUCUCCCUCCCCUCCCCUUCCCUCCGCCGCCCUCCUCCCCUCCCCAUCGACUUUUAUCAGGUUCUUGGAGCCGAGACCCACCUCUUGGGCGACGGCAUUCGACGGGCUUUCGAAGCUAGGGUUUCGAAGCCCCCACAGUAUGGCUACAGCCAAGAUGCCCUCGUUGGCCGCCGCCAGAUCCUCCAGGCUGCUUUUGACACGCUCUUCGACCCUAGCUCCCGCGAGGACUACAACCGCAGCAUCGUAGAGGACCCUGAUUCCACCAUCACCACCUACGUCCCCUGGGACAAGGUUCCCGGUGCUCUCUGUGUGUUACAAGAGGCCGGAGAGACAGAAUUGGUACUGCAAGUGGGAAAGAGUUUGCUGCUCGAGCGUCUUCCGAAGGCUUUCAAGCAAGAUGUGGUGCUUGCCAUGGUGCUGGCGUAUGUCGACCUCUCUAGGGAUGUGAUGGCCCUGAACCCACCAGACUUUGUCAGCUGCUGCGAAGUUCUUGAGAGGGCUCUGAAGCUCCUGCAGGAGGAAGGAGCAAGCAAUCUUGCACCACAUCUGUUGGCACAGAUUGAUGAGACAUUAGAAGAGAUCACUCCUCGAUGUGUUCUGGAGCUUCUAGCAUUGCCUCUUGAUUCAGAUCACCGAAUUAAAAGAGAGGAGGGUCUUCAUGGUGUGCGCAAUAUAUUAUGGGCUGUUGGUAGGGGAGGUGCUACUGCUAUUGGAGGAGGAUUUACUCGGGAAUCCUUCAUGAAUCAGACAUAUAUACGCAUGACAGCAGCUGAGCAGGUAGAUUUAUUUGCUGCAAGACCAAGCGAUGUGCCAGCAGAAGACUUCGAGGUAUAUGGGUUUGCACUUGCAUUGGUUGCACAAGCCUUUGUGGGUAAAAGACCCCAGCUUAUCAGAACUGCAGACAAUCUUUUUCAACAACUUCAGCAGACCAUCCUCACUCCAUUAGGUACAUUUUCAGAGUAUGCUGCCAAGGCUGACUGUGAGAUUCCCUUUGCGCUUGAAAGGGGGCUCUGUUCACUGCUUCUGGGAGACGUUGAUGAGUGUCGCAUGUGGUUGGGCAUAGAGAGUGAUAAUUCACCCUACAGAGACCCAGAGAUCGUGGAAUUUGUCAUGGAUAACUCUAAUAUCGACAAAGAUAAUGAUGUUCUUCCUGGGCUUUGCAAACUACUGGAGACUUGGCUAAGUGAGGUGGUUUUUCCCAGGUUUAGAGAUACUCGUGAUAUUUAUUUUAAACUUGGGGAUUAUUAUGAUGAUCCCAUGGUUCUUAAAUAUCUUGAACGGAUGGAAGGUGAUCAUGGUUCACCUUUAGCUGCAGCUGCUGCCAUAGUGAAAAUUGGGGCUGAGGAGGCUACAGCUGCACUAGGCAGUGUUAAGUCAAGUGUACUUCAGGCUUUGCAGAAGGUUUUUCCACUGACAAACAAGGAAGAAAGGCUGAGUUCAGAGGCAUACAGGGAUGGAACUGAUAUUGUCCCUGAUUUACAUAUGCAGGAGACUGUCAUAAAAAUUGAUCAAGAUAAGUCAGGUUCUCAUGUUGAGGUUUCUAAAAAGUCUGAUCCUGAAGAUUCUUAUGAGCAGGACUUGACAAAUGAAAUAAAAAUUGCUGUUAUGAAGAUUAUGUCUGCUGGAAUGGUGGUUGGAGUACUGACUAUGAUAGGGAUCAAGUGUUUACCUGGAAGAAACAGUUUGCUUGUUACGGGGAAGGAAACAGGUUCAGCAACAGCUGCCAAUUUCACUAAUAUUGAUGAGAAUUUUGUUGAAGAAAUACCUAAGAUGGAUGCAAGGUUUGCAGAGACUUUGGUACAUAAGUGGCAAAAUGUCAAAUCCCGAGCUCUGGGACCAGAUCAUUCUCUUGCAGAGCUGCCAGAGGUUUUGGAUGGCCGGAUGCUGAAGAUAUGGACUGAUCGGGCUGUAGAGAUUGCAAAACAUGGUUGGUUUUGGGAGUACACUCUACUAGGUUUAACAAUUGACAGUGUUACCCUGUCUGUGGAUGGGCGUCGAGCAAUGGUGGAGGCGAGGAUUGAGGAAGCUGCUCGGUUGACCGAUGAUACACACCCAGAGCACAAUGAUUCCUAUAGUACCACCUACUCAACCAGGUAUGAGAUGGUUCAUUCCAAAUCAGGCUGGAAGAUAACAGAAGGAUCUGUUCUCCAAUCAUAAGGGAAGCAGGCUUCUCUGGGUAAUGUAAAUAGUAUGUGUAUUCCUUUUUCAUAGCAUUAUUUGUUUUUCCCCAGUGUUCCUGUUCCUGUUCAUCCGAGAAACUUGGAAUUUUGACAUGAAACUUCUAGGAUUCAUUGUACCUGAGUUACCAAUGAGAAGUUCAGUUCUUGGUCACAG
Molecule: messenger RNA, 2632 nt
Organism: Musa acuminata subsp. malaccensis (wild Malaysian banana)
Lineage: Eukaryota; Viridiplantae; Streptophyta; Magnoliopsida; Zingiberales; Musaceae
Product: protein ACCUMULATION AND REPLICATION OF CHLOROPLASTS 6, chloroplastic
Biological process (GO): chloroplast fission
Cellular component (GO): chloroplast inner membrane
Source: RefSeq, a predicted model, not a curated record